AGCUGCACGAACGAGGCAAGCAAGCGGCAAGGAGGCGUGCUAAACCGCAAGAAAAACAUCUACAACGCCUCCUUCCGACUCUCCUCUCAGCUCAGCCAUUUCGUAACUUUUUUUUUUUUUAAACUUAUGUACUUUUAGGCCAACGUUUAGCAGGAUGGCGAGCGUCCAGGCGUCCACGAGACAGCUGGAGAGGAGCACCCACACCGCCUUCAUUGACGGCGACAACACGCUGUACGUGUGGGGGGGCUUCCAGGCCGGCGGCGGCGAGGACGUCGUGCUGCCCAGCGACGAGAUCUGGCUUUGCGACUUAGACAGCGGCACAUGGCAGCGGCGGGAGAUGGCGGGGGAAACGCCCCCUCUCCUGGUGGGCUUCUGCGGCUCCUACGUCAACGGCUCGCUUUACGUCUUUGCGGGUUACGACGGACAAACGUACAGCAACCAAUUGUUCAGCGUGGACCUCACGCAGCAUUGCUACAUGUGGAAGAAGGUGCUGGCCGCCAAAGGAACGACACCCUCGCCGAGGAGCAACCACACCUGCUGGGUUUACGGGGACAGGUUGGUCUACUUUGGAGGCUAUGGAUGCAAGACCCUGCGAGAGGCGAGAAACAUGGAGUCGUCAAACUUCAUCAUUAGAGAGAUGACCUGGCUCACCAUCGGCGACGCGGUGCUUCGCUGCUGGGGCUGGCACAACGAAGUCGACGUGUACGACGCGCUGGGCAGCACCUGGAGCGUUCCUGAGAUGAAGGGUACGCCGCCGCUGCCCCGAGACUGCCACGCCAGCGCGGUGGUGAGCAACAAAGGUUACAUCUGUGGCGGCAGGGAAAGUGGCGAGUUGGACAUCUACUGUUUGGACCUGGACGUGUGGAACUGGACUCAAAUCGAGGCCUUAUCAUCCGUCGCGCCGCCGGGCCGCUCCAUGCACACCAUGACGCUCACUGCGGAUCAGAAUCUCUUCGUAUUCGGCGGUCUGGCCGUAGACGGGGAAACGCUCAGUGACGCCUGGCAGUUCGAUACGCUGGCGCGAGAGUGGCGCGAGAUAACGCACCCGCACAGGGACAAGCCCAGGGUGUGUCACACUGCUUGUCUGGGGAGUGACAAUGAUGUCGUCGUAUUCGGGGGGAGCAGCAACUUGUCCAUUGCAAUGGAUUCGGUAUACACGGGUACACUGUGUAUACUCUCCAUUUGUCGUUGCCAGAUCACCGUGCUGAGGUGUCCGUCGCAGACUCACAACGGCGACGUGUUGAUCAUCCAGACGGAGCCGUACCCCCUCUCCAGGUUGUGCGAGGACUUCCUAGGAAGCAACGCCAAGGUGUUCUCACAACACCUUGUUAGGCUGCCAGCGACGCUGCGUGCCAAAAUCAACAAGCGAAUCUCCUUCUUCUCAAAGUCACUUGUGGUCACUUGAAGAGCAGCAAUGCUGUUUUUUUUAAUUUUAUGCCACGAGUCAGUUGCUAACUUUACUGUUCGUUCGAAAACGGCAGUCCUUUAUACUUUUUAACUCACAAAAAAAAAAAACUCUACCAGUUUGUACAUUUAAG
Messenger RNA from Phycodurus eques (leafy seadragon), 1538 nucleotides. RefSeq names its product kelch domain-containing protein 1-like. Bases 155 to 1405 code for a protein of 416 amino acids. NCBI's taxonomy places the organism in Eukaryota, Metazoa, Chordata, Actinopteri, Syngnathiformes, Syngnathidae. The transcript is spliced from 13 exons. The record is from RefSeq and is a predicted model, not a curated record. Gene Ontology annotation, molecular function: protein binding.